This is a messenger RNA of Cercopithifilaria johnstoni, 2604 nucleotides long. The record is from the annotation of a GenBank genome assembly. Lineage: Eukaryota; Metazoa; Nematoda; Chromadorea; Rhabditida; Onchocercidae.
AUGAUUAUCAAAAUUUUUCCAGAUCUGCCACCGACCGCAUCACCAUCAGCAGUAAUAACUCGCAGCUUGAUAAUCAGGACGAAGUAUAUCAAUGAUCUGACAACAACAACGACUUCAUCAACUCUCCCAUCAGCUACAUCAACCACUACACUAUCAUCAGAAAUAACUACCGGCACAAUCACUACCAUCUCCACUGUUACUAUCGCAACAACUAUCACCACUACCCCCACUACUAUAGUUCCAGGGAUUACUCAUAUCAUAGAAACUACUCUUUUUACUCCAUCGUCUACACAUACAGAAUCAAACUCUUCAUCUUUCGAUGUAACAGUUGAGAAACAAUUCACACAGAGGCGAGAGAAACAGGCUGGUCAUGAAGAAGGUGCAAAUCCAUGUAAAUAUGGUAGACCAGCGAAGGGUUUCGACCAGGAGCAAUUGCUAUGCAGUUCGCUAAAUUUAUUGGCAUGCCCUAAGGGAUUUUUUUGCCAUAUUGGAGCUUCUCAGGCGGAAACAGCUUGCUGUAAAAGAUCUGGACUAGCAGAUCCCUGUAGUUUACCAGCGGACGAAGGCAAAGGUAAUGCGCGAUUAAAACGGUACUACUACAACGAUAACUCCGGCAAAUGCCAGCAAUUUAUUUAUCGUGGAGUUAAAGGCAAUGAAAAUAAUUUCCGCACUUAUGAAGAAUGCAAGUACAGAUGCAUGCGAUGGGAUUUGGUUUGUGAAGUAGCACCGAAAGUUUCCGAGCGUCGCAGAUGUUCAAUAAAACGUCGUGAGUGUGGUGACGAGCAAUGGUGUCACAUUGGCACCAGUACUUAUUCGUCGUUAUGUUGCGCUGGAAAAUCGAUUAGUCCUUGUGAACUACCUGUUUCACAGGGCGAAGGAAAUGAAACAAUCGCUCGAUGGUUUGCGGAUCGGAACGAUCGCUCCUGCACUUCGCAGUGCAAAAUGUUCAUCUAUAAAGGAUUAAAAGGAAAUCAAAAUAAUUUUCUCACUAAGGAAGACUGCGAGGAACAGUGCAAACAGAACUGCGAAGAUCCCUGCGGUACUGGAAUAAUGCUUCUAACGUCACGAGAUAUGCCAUUUUUUUGCUCUUCAACGAACAUUUGUCCACGUAAUUAUUGGUGUCAUAUAGGUGCACACACUGAUACCACCGUUUGUUGUCCAGAAAGUGGUAUAAACCGUUGUCAGCAACCUGUGGUCGAAGGCACCGGAAACAGUAGUUUACUGAGAUGGUAUUUUGAACAGACCUUACACAAGUGCAUUACAUUUUAUUAUCGAGGAAAAGAAGGAAAUCAAAAUUCUUUCUUGACAGAAGGUGACUGCAGCGAUGCAUGUCCUACAUAUGAGAAUCCAUGCGAUAGUGGGGAACCGCUUCUGAAGGAUAGUAAACCAAAAAGAUGUAGUCCGGAAGAGCUUUGCCCCCAUGAAUACUAUUGUCACAUUGGAGCGGAUGGAACACAGAACUUCUGUUGUCGUAAAAAUGGGAAUCCAUGUGAUCAACCGGUGAAUCAAGGAGAAGGAAAGUCUUUGCUUUUAAGGUAUUAUUACGAUAAGGAUUCCCAUCGAUGUCAUGGAUUUGUUUAUCUUGGCUCAAGAGGAAAUGCGAAUAAUUUCUUGAGCGAAGAAGAUUGUGAAGCAACGUGUCCCACAGUGCCAAAUCCAUGUGCAUAUGGUAGACCACUUAAGAAUGCUCAAAACGAACCCAUAAUUUGCGGUGGUAGUGAAGACUGUCCCGAUAAUUAUUAUUGUCAUAUUGGAAGUUCUCCAGAGACGACAAACUGUUGUCCAGGAUCUAACGAUAUAUGUAAAUUGUCAUUAGAAGUUGGGAAAGGUGCGAAACAGCUGCAGAGAUGGUAUUUUGAUCAGGAACAACAAAUGUGUCAUCAGUUUGUUUAUCGCGGUCUUUAUGGCAAUGCCAACAAUUUUAUCACACGAGAGAGCUGUCAACAGAUUUGCGAAGAGAUGAAUCCAUGCGGAAGCGGAACACCGCUAACAGACCAAGACGGAAGGCGAAUUUUUUGCAAAUCAAGUAUAUCAGAUGAAUGCCCAAACGAUUACUUUUGUCAUAAGGGGUCAUCACCUCUAAGAAUGCAAUGCUGUCCUCGUCAAGGCAAGAAUUUAUGUGAACAACCACUAUCAAUUGGGUAUGGCGGUGAAGAGCUUCCACGGUGGUUUUAUGAUGCGAGCAGUAAAAAGUGCUUGGAAUUUAUUUAUGGUGGUUUGGGUGGCAAUGAAAAUAAUUUCCUUUCAAGGAAUAGUUGUGAAAUUUCUUGCAGAGAAAAAGAGGAUUAUUGCCCUCAUGGUGAUCCACUUAUGGAAGCAUCUGGAAAAACUCUGGCCAAGUGUGGAGUGGAUGAUGCAUGUCCGUUAGGAUUCAUAUGCAACAUAAAUGUUGAAAAAAAUACUACUGCAUGUUGCCAGGAUCCUGCAAAUUUCUGUUUGCAACCAAUGGAUGCAGGGCGACAAUGUAAGGAAUUCGAAACGCGAUAUGGAUACGAUCCAGAAUUGGAUGAUUGUGUUUAUUAUCAAUAUGGAGGAUGUGGUGGUACGUUGAAUAAUUUCGAAACGUUGGAAAAAUGCACCGAAAUUUGUUGCAAGAACGACUAA